Messenger RNA from Dermacentor silvarum, 1471 nucleotides. Its product is annotated as probable cytochrome P450 12a4, mitochondrial. Gene Ontology annotation, molecular function: heme binding; iron ion binding; oxidoreductase activity, acting on paired donors, with incorporation or reduction of molecular oxygen. The record is from RefSeq and is a predicted model, not a curated record. The transcript is spliced from 8 exons. The coding region runs from base 412 to 1407 and encodes 331 amino acids. Lineage: Eukaryota; Metazoa; Arthropoda; Arachnida; Ixodida; Ixodidae.
AAGUACGACCGUCAUGACAUCAACAAGGCUGCUUGGGAGAUGUAUCACCAAUACGGACCCGUCGUGGCUGAGACACUGCCGGGACGGCGAGUUGUUGUGCACCUCUUCAGUGCAGGCGACUUUCGCACUCUGUACCAGGAGGAAGGGAGGACGCCGUACCGCAUGGGCGCCCAGCCAUUCAAGUUGUACCACGACUCGAGGCCAAAGUACUUCGCCAACCCCGGAAUAAUUAACGCUCAACUCGAGCAGUGGCAACAUAUUCGUGCCAUGGCGCAGCCUUCAACGCUUCGUCCUCGGGCAGUGCAGUCUUACGCUGAAGGAAUAGUAGAGGCUGCCCGCAGCGUUGUCGACUACAUCGCCGUGCAGCGAGACAAGAACGGAUACGUGCCCAAUUGAGGUCAUCAUGAACAAAUGGGCACUAGAGUCAAUCAUGAUGGUAUCCCUGGAAAAAAACUCGGACUACUUGGCGGAAGCGUGAAACGGGACUCGGAAGCGGAAACAAUCUUCUACGCCGUCGACCGCAUCUUCAAUGGUCUGGAUGCACUCGUGACGCACUUCCCGUACUACCGCUACUUUCCGACGCCCACGAGCCGCAGUUUCAAUGGUGCCGGAGAUGCGCUUGUACCGCUGCUGUUCCGCAUGACUGAAGAAGCAGUGGCCGAGACACUAAGGGAGAGCAACCAGAGCAGCACCAUACUACAACGCUUGCUCAGACACCAGAAGGCUGACCUGAAGGAGAUGUUCACAUUCCUGCACGACGUUGUCAUCUCCGGGGCCAACACAACAGGAGCUGCGGCUACAUUCGCUCUCUACCAUCUGGCUACAAAUCCUGAGGUCCAAGCAAAAGUGCGAGACGAGAUCAUGUCAUUGCCGUCUGAUCAGCACCCAGAAGGAACGCAAUCAAGCAGUGAUAAUGCUUUACCGUAUAUGAAAGCUUGCAUAAAAGAAACCCUCCGGCUUCAUCCCAUCAUCCCUGGCGUCAAUCUGAAAGUAAAGCGUCAAGUCAUCAUGUCUGGGUACUGCAUACCAGCUAAUGUGGUGCUAAGGACCGAGUGGUACGUAGCCGGGAGGCUGGAGGAGAACUUCAGCCGAGCGUCCGCGUUUCUGCCCGAAAGGUGGCUGCAGAGGUCGAGCGAGGAGGAGCGUGAUUCCGGCAAGGCCGGCGUUAAAGCGUGGACCCUGCAUCCGUUCGCGUCGUUGCCCUUUGGCAUUGGGCCGCGAACGUGCAUUGGUAAAAGAAUCGCCGAGAUGGAGCUCUGCACACUUCUGACUCAAGUACUGAAGAGGUACAAAGUUCAAAGUCACCAUGUUGACAUCGGAUUUCGUACUCAAUCCACUGGAAGGGCUGAGCGACCGGUCACAUUGCAGUUUAUUGAUUUAGAGUCCACGGUUACAAGUUCCGCUUGAAUACAUACAAUACCAAUCUAACCAUCGCCAUAACUCAUGGAGCUUGUCAAUCAUACAACAGACA